AUGAUGUCAGAUUCGGUGUGUCUUGAGGAACUGCCCCCUGGGCCUGUCCUGCUACCUGAGGGACUGAGAUAGACCCAGAACAGGCACGAUGACAUUGAGAGAGACAACAAAAAAGGGAGAGGUGUGAGGUUUAAAUUAGGUACCCCAAACAACCCGGUCGAGCCUAGUUGCUCAGAGGAGGAUGUUGAAUUGUAUAAAGUAAAAUACUAGCUGAAAACUUUUACUUUUAUAAAAUUUUAUGUCAUUCGUUCAGGAUUAAAAAUUACGAAACCUUUGUUGCAGGAAUUUUAUUCUAUUUGA
Paramecium octaurelia is the source of this 300-nucleotide messenger RNA. NCBI's taxonomy places the organism in Eukaryota, Ciliophora, Oligohymenophorea, Peniculida, Parameciidae. The record is from the annotation of a GenBank genome assembly.